Messenger RNA from Spirodela intermedia, 1120 nucleotides. The record is from the annotation of a GenBank genome assembly. NCBI's taxonomy places the organism in Eukaryota, Viridiplantae, Streptophyta, Magnoliopsida, Alismatales, Araceae.
AUGUCGGCGUCUGCAGUGUCCUCGCUUCUUCUGCCAGCGGCGGCGGCGCCAGCUUCUACCGCUCGCCGCUACGGCGGCGCUGCCGCCGCCGCCGCCUCAGGCUUCCCCCGCUUGCUGGCUGAGCCACUGUGCAGGGCUCGUUGCUUUUCCAAUCCGAGUCCCCCUCCAGUCGCGUUGGACAGGAAGAGUGGCGACGGCGGCGUCCGCUCCCCCCCUCGCUUCUCCGUUCGCUGCUCCGCUGCCCUUUCGGACUUUGCAGAGCUCGCCCCCGCCGCCUCUGUGGCCUACGGUGCCCUCCUCCUCGGCGGUGGUCUCUUUGCUUGUGAGCCGCGUCCUUUCCUAUCCUACCUAUAAUCAAUCGGAAGAUCCUCUGCUUGCUGCUGCCGGAUGCAUCGACUGGAUCUGAAGUUUUCCCUAAUUUUCCUCUACGUGUUCUCUAGAUGCGAGGACCAAGAGCACUGGAUCCAUCUCAGGGGGAGUCUCCGGAGCCGCGCUCAUGGCUGUUGUAAGUAGAUCAAUAGCAGCCUCCUCGUUAUUUUUUUAGAUCGAUCGAGUAGAUCGCUGAAGAAGCCUCAUGAUCCUUCCUGUCAACACUCUUCCUCAUACAUCUACCUAGAUUCCAUUUCAACCUUCUGCAAUUGUUAGCAUCCCGUCGGUUUACAGCUUAAUCUCAUGCUGCGAAAUGGUUUGAAUGUUAUAUCGAGCUCUGAGAUCUUCUGUGAGUUGGAUUAGAAAAUCUCUCUGAUGGUGGUCUUCUGCGAUUUUCUGGGAGUGAUGGUUUUUGCGCUGCUCGCAGGCGUAUUAUCUGAUGCAGAACCCAGAGACGAAGGCUGCAGGCGAAGCUCUGGGAUUUGGAAGCGCCGCUCUCUUCACCGCCAUCUUUGGUUUGCCCUAAUCUUUUCGUCAUCAUCAUCAUCAUCAUCAUCAUCUUCUUCUUCUUCUUCUUCUUCUUCUUCUUCUUCUCCUGAAAAUUGCUGUUGAUGCUCAAUCGGCUUUACACGGAUCUGCAGGGAUCAGACUGGCGUCCACCCGCAAGUUCAUGCCCGCCGGGCUUCUCCUCGGUGUCUCGGGAGGAGCCAUGGCAGUCUUUGUAUCCGCUUAUCUCCAAGAUAAGAUCUAG